Messenger RNA from Nilaparvata lugens (brown planthopper), 4786 nucleotides. RefSeq names its product zinc finger protein 808. The transcript is spliced from 6 exons. Gene Ontology annotation, molecular function: RNA polymerase II cis-regulatory region sequence-specific DNA binding; DNA-binding transcription factor activity, RNA polymerase II-specific; zinc ion binding. Gene Ontology annotation, biological process: regulation of transcription by RNA polymerase II. The record is from RefSeq and is a predicted model, not a curated record. NCBI's taxonomy places the organism in Eukaryota, Metazoa, Arthropoda, Insecta, Hemiptera, Delphacidae. Bases 463 to 4593 code for a protein of 1376 amino acids. Gene Ontology annotation, cellular component: nucleus.
CUCAAGAAAAUAUUGUUGUUUGUAAAGUGCAGCCCAAAUUUAAAUUUAUUUUUCAAUGUUAUCCAAAAGAAAAUUAUUAUUCUGUGGUUCGGCUUCUUAUAAUUAAUAGAACACAGUUCCGACUUCCACCCAACCAUCUACGGUACGGGUACGAGCACGAGGCCGCCAUUUUUAUAUAGUGAUGUUUGUGCUUUGUGGUGCAAUUUUGUGAAUCUUCUAUUCUAAACUGUCCAUUAUUCUCAACAUUUUUCUAUUUCUAUGCUUUUAAGAUUCAAUAUUCUAACAGCUUUCUUUAUUAGAAGUGAAUUACGUCGUUCAAAUUUUCCUCUUUUAUCAUUCAUGCCUAAAUUUCCAGUCACUGGAGUGAGUUCUACAUUCAAAUGUAGACUUAUUCCUACUACUUGAUAUAAACCAUAAUAUUCCUUUUUUCUUCUGACCGUUGUCGAGUUUGAAUAAUUCGAUAUGGCAGAGGAAGUGGAAAUGUGUGUUGAAAUAGCUUCCAAAAUUGACAAUACAUGGAUUGAGAAAGCGGAUAUCAAUCUUCUUUGCCGAGCAUGUGCCACCGAAACAAAUGAAAAUAUGAUUCCAAUAUUUGAAGGUACUGGUCUUGAACUGGAUUUGCAAGCCAAGAUCGACAAACAUCUCCCUGUAAAGAUUACGAAAGAUGAUGGACUUCCCAAUAAAAUGUGUGUCCAAUGUGCAUCAACAUUGGUAGCGUGGCACGACAUUUACACGGGAUGUACCGAUGCUGAAACCAAACUGAAGAAUCUAUUAAAUAAAUCCAAAGAUAAUGCACACACUGGAGAUAAGGUUGCUGGCAGUUCUGUUGAAAAUGAGGAUCCCGUCACGCAAAAGCCUGAAUCUCAACAGAAAGUGGCUGGUGAAAUGGAAGUUGACGACAAUGAUAGCGACUAUAUUUAUGAAGGCGAUGAAGAUGAUGAUGAUUACGUUCAAGAUGAUGAUGAUGAUAUUGAUGAGGAUGGUGACGAAGAACAAGAAACCGAAGAGGUUGUAAUUGAAAAACUGGACUCAAAGGAGAAAGGAAAGACUGUCGAAAUUACUGAUAAGGGAACCAUAAUUCGUGAUCAGAAAUCUUUGGAAAUGCAGACUACCAGAAAUCAGAAGGACUCUUCAGUUUAUAGACGAAAUUCUUGUGGCACAAUUCCCAGGAAUCGUGAAUUGGAUAUGCUUGGAAAGCAAUCGAAACAAAUGAGAAAUUCUUGCCCAAUAAUAAAAAAUUCAACUGAUGUCAUAAAAAGAAUUAAGAAUCAAAUUAGUGAUGAGGAAAUGUCUAUUAAUGGAAAUUCAUGUGAAAAGUCAGGUAUUCAAGUGCCACAUAAACCAAUAAAUAUAAGUGUAGUUGAUGGGAUGUUCAGAAUAAUUGUAAAUGGUUUUGAGGUUGAGAGACAUUCAACCGGCACCGAUUCAAAUCCAACGUUCGUCUGUUGUCUAUGUUUAGAAAAGACUGGAUCUACAGAUUUAGUUCUACACUGUAAAUUGCAUAAAUUUUUAAAAGUAACUGACAGUUGUAAGUUGUGUUCUUCGAAAAUGAAAGUUGAAGAGUUGAAAAAUCAUUUGAAUAUCCACCAAUUAUUUCUAGAGCCUGUGAUUUGUAAAGAUUUGAACCAAUUCAGAGCUGGUACAACAACCAAUGAAUCUUUUCAUGAAACAGCAAAAGGUUCUAUAGUUGGAAAGAUACCAGUUUUCAAGUGUUCAAAAUGUGAAAAGCUGUUUCCUGCUGAGGAUGAUUUACGGAAACAUGCAGAAAAUAAUAAAUGUGUUGAACCUGAUAAAAGCCUUGAGAAGGUGGACACUUCCAACCAAAGUGGAAGACAAGUGCCAAUAUCCUUUAGACCUGUUGAAGUUUUCAAAAAACAAGAUAAUUCUUACAGAGUAGCUAUUCGUGGCUUUUUACUGUGUUUGAAUGAAAAUGAAGGAUCUGAAACUUUCAAAUGUUGUCUCUGUUUGCAGAUAAUGAACGUGACAAAUAUUGUAUCUCAUAUAAAAUCGCACAACCCACUUAAAACAAGUGAUGAAUGCAACGUAUGCUUUACAAAAUGUAACUCAAUCAAUGAAUUGAAGAAGCACUUGAACAGUCAUAGCUACUUUCUGAGUGGCGUCAUUUGUCAGGAUUUGAAUGAAUUUGAAACUAAAAUUUAUGUUCAAAGUAAAAUUUGUGUUCCGCCAUGUAAUGAAAGUGUUGAUGAUCCCAUAGUUAAUUCUGAAGAAUUGGAAUGUAAAAUGCCCAUUUUCACAUGCAAGUAUUGUCCUAAGUUAUUGCUUGAUCAUGAAGACCUAGAGAGCCACAAAAAGGUACAUGAUACCAACGAAAUGCUCUCUGAAGAGUUGAUACCUUCAAACUGUAAACCUGCCUAUGAGAUACUGCAAGAGAUAGAUGGCAUUGAUGUGACUGUUGUAGUCAGUGGUUUUAUUAUGGGAAGUGAAAGAAAUGAUACUAUUCAAUCGUCUCUUGGUAAUAACAAGGAAACAGCGAAGCACACAUGUUGUAUUUGCUUGCAAGCAGUGAACACAAUCAAUAUAGCUUCUCAUUGCGACUCUCACUACCCAUUAAAGGCCACUGAUAACUGUCAGGUUUGCUCAUUACAUUUUGAGGACACUUCAGCUUUAGAAGAACAUUUGAUUGAACAUAAAAUUGCUUUAGAGGUUUUGAUAUGCAUGAAUUUGGAGGAAUUUAAUAGAAAAGUAGCUGAAUUGUGUGAGAAUGAUAUGGGAGAGAACAACAAUUUAAUUCCUGGUUUCCAGUGCAAUUUGUGUCGCAUGAUUUUUCUAGAUGAAAGAAAAUUGAGCAGUCAUAUGGAAUCAGUCACUUGUGUAAGUUAUGUACAACCCAUAGAAUUUCUGAAGGAAUCAGAAACUGGUAUGGAUUUGGCAAUUUAUGGAUAUUCUUCACAUUCCCGAUCUGAAGGAGAAGGUGAACCAAGCUCUUACAUAUGUUGUAUAUGCUUGGAAGAACUGGAGAGUAAAGAUUUUAUUUUAUUGCAUUACAAACUGCACUAUCCUUUGAAAGCUACAGAUACAUGUAAGCUGUGCAACCUCAGCCACGAUUCAGUUGAUUUGCUGGAACUGCAUCUGAGUAAGCACAGAGUUCUGCUGAAUGUGAUGGAUCUGGCUGUCUCAACCGGAUCGCACUCUGCUUGUCAGCAAAUACAAGAAACUUCCAACUUCCUAGAUGCAUGCAAUUUACAAAUCGCCAUCACUGAGGAUAUAGUAAAAUGUCUUGUUUGUGAGACUCCAUUUGCUGAUGAAUGUACUUUCAAGAAGCAUUUACAGAGUGGGAAAUGCAUUAAAUUCAAGACAUUUGCUUGUCGUGAGUGUGGAAGGAAUUACAGUACACAAAGACUGCUCAAUGAACAUAUGAAAACGCACUCUGGUACUUAUUCGCUGUGCCACAUUUGUGGUGCGAAUAUCAAGACUCGUGGAAUGCGCAGGCAUGUGAGGACAGUGCAUGAACGAUGGGAGGCCACUCAACUCCAGAAUAGUGCCAACAAAAAAGUUUGUCAAGUUUGUGGAGUCACUGUAAGCAAGUACGUUUUCAAUCAACACCUUGCUACACAUUUUUUCAAUAGAAACUACAAAUGCGGUUCGUGCGAUAAGACGUUCUCCCAUAAAAUUUCCUUGAAGAUACACUUGAAAACUCAUGAGUCGGCGCAAAAGACGUACACAUGUGAAAUUUGUUCAGACACCUUUCGACGGCGUGACCAUGUGGUCGCUCACAAGGCUAGGAUACACAACAUAAUUAGGGUGAAGAACUAUAAGUGUGAUGUGUGUCAAAAGAGUUUCAGCACAUCCAACACUUUACAUGUGCAUAAAAGGACGCAUCUGGAGUCGCAAAACUAUCAGUGUUUGGAAUGCAAAGUGAUAUUCUCUUCAGGAAUGGGGUUGAAGAAUCAUCAGAGUCAAACUAGACACGAAGGUGUGAAAAUAAUUUCUUCGGCUUUAGACGAGCACGUGAAGGUAAAUCGGUUCGUUUGUAAAAUCUGUGGCCAACGAUAUGGAUCAUUGGCAAGUUUGAGAGGCCAUGAAAACAUACACAAAGACAGCAACACAACUGACCAAUCACCGUCGACCUAUGAGUGUCCAGAAUGCCACAGGAACUACUCGUCUCAGCGAAGCUUAGAGCUGCACAUCAUCAUGACAAACCAUGCUGUCGAUCGCAAACAAUGGAAACGGAGAGCGCAAGCGCAACAGCCGCAAGCUGAGAAAAAGCCAACCGAGAGAAAGUUCGCAUGCAAUAUGUGUGAUUCGAAAUUCAUAAAAUUGUUCCACUUGAAAAAACACCGACUGAGGUUGAAACAUUUCCUGGUCUGUUCGCUUUGCAACGAUGCAACAGUGACUGAUUUAGAUAGGCACAACAAAGAGAAGCAUCCACCCAGUGAGAGCAAUAUUACAUACAACUGCACUGAGUGUCCAAAGAAAUUUAAAAAAUUGAAAAUGUUAGAUAACCAUAUAUCUCUGAAACAUACUAAUCAAACAGACGUCCCUGCUGCUACCGAAACAUCUUCACAAUCUUCUCCUUUUUCUAGUAUAAUUGUUGUCAAAGCUAUAAAGAAGAUUCCAAUGCCUGAUGCCUAAUUGAUACACGGUAUACGACUAUAGCAUUUUCCAAAACAUAUUUCACUACUACCCAAGAAUAUGAACUGUCAAUUUACCUUCAAAGUUGAUGAGGUUUACAGCUAACUCUUAUGAUCUAUGAUAUUGUUUGUAUAAUUCAUAAAUUAAUGCGGUUUAAAUAGACUGCAUCAAGUACACUAAGUGCAAUUAGCAA